CGUUUUUGACAAUUAACCCCCAAGUGAGGCUUGUGGCGGUAUCCCUUUCUUGAAAUGAAUGCAUUCUCCAACUGUUAGGCAUGCGUAACAAUACUCGUUACACAUACACAUGCACACACAACCGUGACGUUGUGAAUACUAUCAUUCACGGCACAUUAUGAUGAGGAGCAUUACAAGCAUGGAACGCCACUAAAUUUACGGCUGUAAUGCAUCUACAUUUGAUAAUGUUGGGGAUGCUUUCCCUCCAGUGCAGCCGUCGUACGACGAUCGUUCGCGGGGACCCAUGGAUACAUUCUGGUCACGAGGUUAUAAAGGAAAUAAUCAAGCUGAAAGAAGGUACAUAUUAUUAUUAUCCACCCCUAAACUGUUCUACGACCUUGAAUGGUUCUAAAGUCAAUGUCUUCUGGAAAAAAGACGGUGAAUUAGCACCUUUUGGAUCCCGGGAUUACUUUCCAAUAUACUACGUUCGUUGUGAUCAUAAUGGCAAUUACACAUGUUUUGCAAAUAUCUCCAGCACAAUUGUGAUUUUAAAAGAAUACGUCGUUGAAGUUUCAGCUGAAAGUACUCAUGACGUAUGUGGACAUCCUGGACAAAGUUUGUGGCAAGGAAGUUUAUGCUUUGUCCCUACGAUAAACGACUAUCCGUGUUGCAAGUUUCCUAUCCCUCCUCCAACAAUGUUGCGUUUAAGUCAUAAAAUUUCCAAGGAAUUCCGAGGCAAAUGCGACUUGAAUAAAAUGCAAAAUCCCACACCGUGGAAGAUUGAUGUCGGAUGGGAUUUCAAACAUAAUGCUACGGGGUUGUGGGGUUGGCAAGUCAGCCUUACUGGACUCGACCAGCACCUUAACGUUCAACGCUGUGUACAAAUUAACAAUAAGCAUUGGCUGAACUGGACGUUUCAUGAUCUGCCGUUUGGUGGUAAAUACGAGAUCAAAGUGCAAUCACUGCUUUCAAAUUUAAAAAAUUACGUAGUUCAAAGUAUUGUUCUUCCGAAGUUGAUAGAUAUUUGCAACGAGAUUGGUAGAAAAUGUCAUUGGGAACAAUGUUUUCCUGUGAAUGAUUUCCAUCAGGAAAAGGCAAAUGCAGUCCUGGCAUGGCGUCUAUCAAAGUAUCAUAAAGCACCCAGCGGUUUUGAAAUAUAUUAUAAAAGUAGUGAAAUAAAUUGCAACGAUAUUGGGCGCAGAAAGCUUAAGAAUGCAACUCGCGUUGUUCUGGAAUUACAUAAAUGCUCGCGAUAUCACGUAAAGGUGCGACCAAUCUUUUCUGAUGGCGAGAAAGGAACAUUCAGUAAAGAAAUUGUGUUCUUCCCUCCUCAAAAGCCAACAGGUCGACCGAGGACAGAAAGCUAUACAAACGUGGAAGUCGUAGAUGUAAUCGUAUCGUGUAGUGUUACUUUUGUGUUACUCGUCGUGGCUAUAAUCGCUGCUAUUAUUAUCAAAAGAAAACGAAAACAUCAAUCAAGUUCUUUGUUGACUGGUUUAGAAGUCAUUCCAAAUCCAAGUCAUCAUAUGUUAUUAGGAGAUCGAAGCGGGAUUUCGUUAAAGAAAACCAAAAUAUUCAUCGUUCAUGACAACCACUGCCGGACGUGCAAUAAUGUUACACAUUCUCUCGCGAAUCUACUGAAUGAAACUAGUUACGUUGAAUGCAUUUUGGAUAUCUGUUGUACGAACGAGAUCACAGACAGAGGAAUGAUUUGGUAUGAAGAUAAAAUUAAGCUUUGUGAUAAAGUUAUUGUUGUUUGCACCAGGGAUGGAAAAACAAUGUACGAGGAAAACGAUCACACAAACGAUGGUCCAUAUGUUUUUAUUCUGAAAAUGUUGUUGGGACAAAUGAUACAUCAUCAGAACAGAAAACUGCACAUUAUUCCACUCUGUUUCGACAUCUCCUCUCAUGAGGAUAUUCCAUUGUUUCUCAGUGAGCAUGCGUGUUAUUCAAUACCUUCACAAAUACAAAAAUUGUUGUCAGCGGUACUCCCCGAGAACCUUUCCAGCAGUUCUGGUGAACCUAGCAUUUACGAUUCAUCCAGUGAAGCAGCGCUGCUGCCUAGUAUCAAAAGAUUGAAAGAAACAAUCGAGAUGGUGAGGCGGGAUCAUAAAGGAUAUUAUUAAAAAAAACAGAAACUUGCAUGCAGAAACAACGUCAGCAUGUUUAAAUACAUGCAGUCAGCGACCUAUUUGUGAUGUGCUGAAAUCAUGACUGGUCUAACUGGCUCAAAGACUGAAAUUAUAAUAAUCUAAUAAUCUAAAUAGUGUUAUUUGUUUUAAUUUUAUGCAAGCACGAAACUACGAAACAUACAUAUUUUAUUUCAAUAAGACACAAAAGAAUGAAUAACUCUCGUCUAUAUAAGCCGGCCUCCACUUGCACGUACUGUCAGUGCGCCCGAUUUGGCGCUGCUCGAUGACUCGAAAGUGGUCGCUAAGCCGGCCGUCGCGGAUAAUUUUUUGUACGUAUGACAGUUGAACUGUAGUCGCUAGAACAGUAGAUAGGUCCGUUAACGCGCAAGCCGUACGUGCGAUUUCAGCGUGUAGCUACAUACGUGCAAGUGGAGGCCGGCCAUCUCCCAUGUCGAAUAAUUUACAAACAUUUACCACAAAAACGAUCGGUGCAUGUCAUGCAUAGAAAAGAAAGUGCUGAGACAAAAAGAUGGACCCAUAUCGACAAGUUUGAUGUUAAUGGUGUGUACAAGGUCGUACGGAUUAAUUUCAUAUAUAGGGAAUCUAUGAUUGUAAAAGUAUAGUCUAUUCUAGUCUAUAGUUCAUACCUGAUUCAAUAAUGAACAUGUAUGGAAAUGUAUGAAGUGUAAGAAAUCUAUGAAAUUAAAAUUCUUGCCGAU
This is a messenger RNA of Dendronephthya gigantea, 2830 nucleotides long. RefSeq lists its product as uncharacterized. Bases 207 to 2105 code for a protein of 632 amino acids. The record is from RefSeq and is a predicted model, not a curated record. Lineage: Eukaryota; Metazoa; Cnidaria; Anthozoa; Malacalcyonacea; Nephtheidae. Gene Ontology annotation, molecular function: interleukin-17 receptor activity. The transcript has 13 exons.